ACUGCGCGGCCGAGCCCAGGCUACGCUGAGAACAGCUGCUGCGACGCCCUCCAGCAUUGCGCGCGGCUCUCCUCGCGGACCUGCGCUGGGCGGGGGAGGGGCGGCCAGGGGAGGGGAAAGCGGCCGGGCGGGAAGGGGCGGGGAGCGCGCUCCUGCGGCGGCAGCGGCGGCGGCUGUCCUCAUCCCGGUGGCCCAGCGCUUGAGCGGACUCGGGGAUUCGCAAAUGGCUUGUCCCGCCCUCGGUCUGGAAGCUCUUCAGCCCUUGCAGCCCGAGCCGCCCCCUGAGCCUGCCUUCUCCGAGGCACAGAAGUGGAUCGAGGUUGCUGAAUGCUAUAAAGCCAGGACUUGUUAAAAAGAUCAAUAGAUUGCCUACCCCCAUUGCAGGAUUGGACAAUAUCAUCUUAUUCUUGAGAGGUUGUAAAGAGCUCGGCCUUAAAGAAUCUCAACUUUUUGACCCAAGUGACCUCCAGGAUACAUCAAACAGAGUAGCAGUCAAGAGCCUUGAUUAUAGCAGAAAGCUGAGAAAUGUAUUAGUUACCAUUUACUGGCUGGGAAAAGCAGCAAAUAGCUGUGCGUCCUAUAGUGGAACUACACUGAACCUGAAGGAAUUUGAAGGAUUGUUGGCUCAGAUGAGAAAGGAGACUGAAGACAUUGAGAGUCCUAAGCGAAGUAUCCGAGACAGUGGCUACAUCGACUGCUGGGAUUCCGAGCGCAGCGACUCCCUCUCUCCUCCUCGGCACGGCAGAGAUGAUUCCUUCGACAGCCUGGAUUCCUUUGGCUCCCGUUCCCGGCAGACACCUUCCCCAGAUGUAGUCCUCAGGGGAAGCAGCGAUGGGAGAGGAAGUGACUCUGAAUCUGACUUGCCUCAUCGGAAGCUGCCAGAUGUGAAGAAGGAUGAUAUGUCUGCGCGGCGGACUUCCCACGGUGAGCCGAAAUCAGCAGUGCCUUUUAACCAAUACCUCCCGAACAAAAGCAACCAGACAGCCUAUGUCCCCGCUCCUCUGAGAAAGAAGAAGGCAGAGCGAGAGGAGUACAGAAAGAGCUGGAGUACAGCCACUUCCCCCCUGGGUGGGGAGAGGCCCUUCAGCUAUCCUGAAACAAUAGUGGAAGAGAGAAGUGAAGUGGGGUCUCCUUUUGAAGAGGACCCAGUCAGCCAUGUGGACCUUGGUAGGAAGCCUUCUAAUGGUGGGUUAGAAUUACCCAGUGGCAGUGGUAAGGAGCAGCCUCCUCCAGAGGGGGCCACGGUGGCACCGGCUCCCAAGCCUGAAGAAAAAGAUGCCGUUGAAAUCCAAAAGCGCAGAAGGCUAGAGCAAGCUGGAAUCAAGGUCAUGCCGGCAGCACAGCGCUUUGCCAGUCGAAAGCAAUUAAGUGAUGACAAAGAAGCUGUUCGUGAUAUUAUCCUGCGCAAAGAAAACUCGUUCCUGGCUCACCAACAAGGCAAAGAUUCGGAGUCUAAAGAUGAAGUUGCAUGUCGGCUGCCUGAUCUUGAGAAAGAUGACUUUGCUGCAAGGAGAGCAAGGAUGAACCAGAUCAAGCCAAUGGUGCCGUUGAAUCAGCUGCUGUAUGGGCCUUACCGAAAAAAAGAGCCAGAGAAAUCAGAUGGCAGCAAACAACUCUCAAAGGGAAUCUCAGAAAGGAAAACUCUAGAAUUUAAAAGGAACCUGGGCCAAACACAAAAGGUGAAGGCAAAAGUGACCUGUAUUCCUCGAGCUCAGGAGAGUGAACCUGUGGAGGAAGGACUCAGGAAGGUGCCUGAUCUUUACAAGGAUGACCUGGCACAGCGGAGGAUUCAGGGCAGCCUCACUCCGCACCGUGAGGCUCCGAGCUUUGUCACAGUCUCCAAGAUAACAGAAGCUGACUUGGAGACAUGGGAGAGGCUGAAAGUGUCAGAGAAGACAAGGGAUGGAGAUGUUCAGCACAUCUGCACCCCUGAGCCUUCACCAGAAAUCAAAGCAGAAACAGCCAUCCGUGAUGACUUUGCCAGUCGCAAAGCAAGGGCCUAUAAAAAAUCUUCUAGCCCUCGGCAAAAAUUUGUGCACUUUGGACCGGUGACAGAGAUAGAUCAGCAGAAAUGGAAGCGGCUCAGCAUUGGCAAGUCCGGGCCUAGGGAAGAUGGAGAAGAAGUCGUCAGUUACAGCAGCAAGAUUCAAGCUUACUCUGUGUCCCCUGCCUCAGUGGCUGCUCCCAGCUCAGAGGAAGACCACAUGCUUAACCCACAGAAUGACUGCAGCACAAUAGGGAAUUCUGGCAUAGAUGACUAUGGUAAAAGGGUCUCAAGGCUGGCUCCUGUGUUGGAGACUCAGGAGGAGGACGUCUGCGGCUUGGGCGAGUGCCCAAGGAAAACCGAGGAAGUUACAUCCAAACAGUUGCCACAGGAUGGAAAAGAAGGGAACGAAGGAGUUGCUCAAAGAGAUUCUGAGAUACUGCCAGAGGCAGAAAGAUCUGAGGAGAGAAGCCAGCCACUUUGGUGCCCUCUGGCCUCUGAGUGUGAGGCUUCAGGGGCAGAAGAGAACUCAAAGAAGGUGGCAGCUCCUACCUGGAAUGGCAGUGGAGUGAAAGACCGAACAAAGCUGUCUGACUCACGAAAAGAUGACAUGAUGGCCAGGAGAACUGGGGUGUCCCUUAGACACACUGGAUUCAACCCAAACCAGUUCCUUCCGGUUCCAUUUGCAAAACAAUAGGAUGUGGAGGUAUCAACCAAGUGUCCAAUGGUGCAAGAUAAGAGAUACGGUCCGAGAACUCCUGUGUCUGAUGACGCAGAGAGCACGAGCAUGUUUGAUGUGCGCUGUGAGGAAGAGGCUGCAGUACAGCCCCACAGCAGGGCCCGCCAGGAGCAGCUGCAGCUGAUAAAUAGCCAGCUGAGGGAAGAGGAUGACAAAUGGCAAGAUGACCUGGCUCGAUGGAAGAGCCGCAGAAGAAGUGUUUCUCAGGACUUAAUCAAGAAAGAGGAAGAAAGGAAAAAAAUGGAGAAGUUACUGGCUGGAGAAGAUGGGACACGUGAACGAAGGAAAAGCAUCAAAACCUACAGAGAAAUUGUUCAAGAAAAAGAGCGGAGAGAGAGAGAAUUGCACGAGGCGUACAAGAAUGCUCGGACCCAGGAGGAGGCAGAAGGGAUCCUUCAGCAAUACAUUGAGAGGUUCACCAUCAGCGAGGCUGUUCUUGAACGCUUGGAGAUGCCAAAAAUUCUGGAAAGAAGCCAUUCAACAGAGCCAAACUUAUCCUCCUUCCUGAACGAACCCAACCCCAUGAAAUACCUGCGGCAGCAGUCACUGCCUCCACCCAAAUUCACUGCCACUGUUGAAACCACCAUCACUGGUACUGGUGUUCUGGAUACCAGCAUGUCAGCAGGCAGUGGGUCUCCAAGCAAAACUGUCACUCCCAAAGCAGUGCCUAUGCUGACACCCAAGCCUUACUCCCAACCCAAAAACUCUCAGGAGGUUCUGAAGACCUUUAAGGUAGAUGGGAAAGUCAGCAUGAAUGGAGAAAUGGUUCAUGGAGAUGAGGAGAAGGAAAGAGAGUGCCCUGCAGUGGCACUUGCCCCCUCCUUAACCAAAUCCCAGAUGUUUGAAGGUGUGGCCACAGUGCAUGGGACCCCGGUGGAGUUGAAACAAGACAACAAUGGCAUUGAGAUCAACAUAAAGAAGCCAAAUUCGGUUCCCCAAGAACUGAAAGCAACCACUGAGGCAGCUGAACCGAACAGUCAGGAUGAUGAGAAUGAUGGUGGAAAACCAGAAAAUGGGAAUACAGAAUUUGCCUCAUCAGAGCCACAGCAUUUUACAACAACCGUGACUCGAUCCAGCCCAACUGUGGCUUUUGUGGAGUUUUCCUCCAGCCCCCAGCUAAAAAACAAUGUGCCAGAAGAAAAAGAUCAGAAGAAACCAGAAAAUGAAAUGAGUGGAAAGGUGGAGUUGGUGCUGUCACAGAAGGUAGCAAAGCCAAAAUCUCCAGAACCAGAAGCAACUCUGACAUUUCCAUUUCUGGACAAAAUGCCUGAAACCAACCAACUACAUUUGCCAAAUCUCAAUUCUCAAGUGGAUUCUCCAAGCAGUGAAAAGUCACCUGCAGCUACACCUUUUAAAUUCUGGGCAUGGGACCCGGAAGAGGAGCGCAGGCGACAGGAAAAAUGGCAACAGGAGCAGGAGCGUUUGCUUCAGGAGAGAUACCAGAAGGAACAGGACAAACUGAAAGAAGAAUGGGAAAAGGCCCAAAAGGAGGUGGAAGAGGAAGAACGUAGAUACUAUGAGGAGGAACGCAAGAUAAUUGAAGACACGGUGGUUCCAUUUACUGUUUCUUCAAGUUCUGCAGACCAGCUGUCCACGUCCUCCUCCAUAACUGACAGCAGUGGGACAGUGAAUAAGAUGGACUCGGAAAACUGUCAAGAGGAAGAACAAGAGAGAAGACAGAAGAAACCAUUCCAGGGGGAUGACAAUGACUUAUUGCUUAAGAACGGGGAAAGUGACCCACUGGAGGAAAAGAGGAGCCUAACUCAAGGGGCCCUGGCUCAUUCUGAGAACCCUGUACCAAAAGGAAUCCACCAGGACCAGCAGCUGGAAGCAGAAGCUGGGGCUCCACACUGUGGGAUGAACCCACAGCUAUCUCAGGAUCCAUCCCGGAAUCAGCAGGUAUUAAACCCACCUAUGCACAUUUCAGAAGAUGUGAAGCCAAAAACCCUCCCGCUGGAUAAAAACAUUAACCAUCAGAUUGAGUCUCCAAGUGAAAGGCGGAAGACAAGCCCUCAAGAAAACUUCCAGGCUGGGCACUUGUCCCCCUGCUCUCCCACCCCUCCUGGCCAGUCACCAAACAGGUCUAUAAGUGGGAAGAAGCUGUGCUCUUCCUGUGGCCUUCCUUUGGGUAAAGGAGCUGCUAUGAUCAUCGAGACCCUUAAUCUCUAUUUUCACAUCCAGUGCUUUAGGUGUGGAAUUUGUAAAGGGCAGCUUGGAGAUGCACUGAGUGGGACGGAUGUCAGGAUCCGAAACGGUCUUCUAAACUGUAAUGAUUGCUACAUGCGAUCCAGAAGUGCUGGCCAACCUACAACGUUGUGA
Molecule: messenger RNA, 5042 nt
Organism: Trichechus manatus latirostris (Florida manatee)
Lineage: Eukaryota; Metazoa; Chordata; Mammalia; Sirenia; Trichechidae
Gene: LIMCH1
Product: LIM and calponin homology domains 1
Exons: 33
Biological process (GO): regulation of focal adhesion assembly; positive regulation of stress fiber assembly
Cellular component (GO): stress fiber
Molecular function (GO): myosin II head/neck binding
Source: RefSeq, a predicted model, not a curated record